This is a messenger RNA of Serendipita indica DSM 11827, 1350 nucleotides long. NCBI's taxonomy places the organism in Eukaryota, Fungi, Basidiomycota, Agaricomycetes, Sebacinales, Serendipitaceae. The record is from the annotation of a GenBank genome assembly.
AUGGCAGGUGUGGGCAAGACUCAGUUGCUGCUCCACUUUGCCCAUCAGAACGCCAAUUGGUUCAAACACGGUUUUUACAUUGAUGGUAGCUCGAUUCAGACCGUUGCAGGCAACCUGGUUGCCAGAGUUCGAGAAUUGGGUCAUACCUGUCGCACGAUAUAUGAUGCACUCAAGAUUCUGGAUAAAUGGGACGAACAGACAGACGGAAAGUAUCUCAUCAUCUUCGACAAUGUGGAUGAUCGCUCAGUAGCGAUCGCCAACUACUUUCCCCAGUCUACACAUGCCUUUAUCCUCAUCUCUACGCGAAAUAGGGCACUAGGGAACCUGGCAACAGAGGCCCAUCUGGAAUUAGGGGAAAUGACUCCAAAAGAGGCGGUAAAGGCGCUGCUGAAAGUCAUUCUACCGCCUGGGCAGAGCGCAACAAAUGAACAAACUAAUAUAACCUUCAGUAUUGCUGAAGAACUGGGUUAUCUUCCCGUCGCGCUGAUCCAAGCUGGGGGCUACAUUAAGCCACACCACUGCCUGGGUGACUAUCUCAGCCGCCUAAGGAAAAGUCCUCGGCGCAUCCUUAUACAUCCGCUGCCGGAGCAACGAGACAAAUAUCAAACCACCUUAUAUACAUCCCUCGACCUCAUGUCCGAAAGGCUCUCUCCUCUGGCCCAACAAUAUCUCCAUAUAUUCUCCUUUGGCCAUUACCGAAACUUUCCACCAGCUCUCAUCGAGCUCGCAGCCGAGCAUCACUUCCUCCUCGAUCCAGUGACUGUUUUGGACAGGGGUGACGAGUUUCGACGUACGACAAUUCUUCUUCACGGCAUGCUUUGUCGUACUGGAGAAUGGGCGGAAGAUAAUUUCGACGAAGUUUUGGUCGAGCUUCAGACCAUUUUCCUUGUGACCCUUUCUGAAGACGGUGAUCAAAACCGCGUGCUCAGCAUGCACCCACUCGUUCGGACCUGGGCCCAAGAACGACUGCAGGAGAGUGAAUUCAUCAUAUAUCGAAACGCUAUGGUCAUAUUACUCUGCUGUGGUUCCGGUCGCGAGGGCGGACGACUUCAUGGACAUCUUAUUCCCCAUAUACGCGCGCUGUCUUCUCAUUGGGGAAACCUUCAUGUAAAUGAUCGAGCCUCCUUUGAGCUCUUGAUCAUGCCAGGACCAGCGUACAACCGCGUGGAUCUAAAAAGAGACUGGAUGGGGAUCCCAGAUCUUUCCCAGCGACGCAGAAUUGCGUCGACGCGGAGAUCCAGCCAUUUUCGACUCUCAACAUCACACAGUUCAACAUCUCGCAACUCUCAAGUGAGUUCACAGUGUCUUCAAUCCCCAGAAGCGGGCCCUCCAUUGUUCAAGAGGUCUUGA